UCUUAAUUAAAUUAAACUAUUUAAUGAAAAUAAAUCUACGAAUAAAAAGAAUUAACAAAGCGUAAAAAUCUAACAGUGUAAAAAUAUAAUAAGAAUGGAUCUAGAGCAGUUGAUUUCACCUAACAAAUCCCACACAAUUUAUUCUUCCUAAUUAUUAAAUUUUAAUAAUCUCCCAUUGAUGAUUAAAAAUUCCUAAGUAUUCAAUAUCUUCUCUCGAAUAAUAUCAAAUAUAUCUUCAAAUAACAAUUCCAUAUCUCUAUGUGAAUUUAAUUAAUUGGAGACUCAUUACAUACUUUGAAUUUUCUGAAAAAUCACACUAAUUGCGGUAAAGCAUCUCUACUUUUGCUCAACUAAUGGUGUUUAAUUCUAGAACUAAAAUAACAAAUCACCUCUUGGUCUCAUUGUCAUUCAAUUGAUCAAUCAAUAAUUCGUAAAAAGAAAUAUUAAGCAUUAAGCAUUAAGAAUAAGAAUUAAACACUCAAUCAUGGAAAUAUUAAAAAUAAAAUAACUCAGAAUAUAAAUUGUGUGUUCAUUGCUAGACUACAUCAAUGCUCUAGAAAAUAAAAUUUAGUUCAUAAUCAAAUUGAAAAGAAAACAAAUAAAACUUGUGUGUUUCAUGGGAAUUGGUUGAUCAACAUGAAGCGGCGCCCCUUUGUCCUCAGAAAGACUCCAAAGAAAAUUCUUCAAAUGCAGCACACCCAAUUUUUGCCCUAAAGAGCCUUUAAAUAGGUAAAGGAAUCCUAUUCCCGUUUGGAGAAAAUCCCAGAUUUUUAGGUUUCAUUUAACCGACUAUUUUGGCCAUUUAACUUCAAAGUUCGAACUUUUGGUAAACUAAAAAGUUGUAGCCCUUUAACUUGAAUCAUCUCGAUUGGACAUCUGAGCCCAAAGUUAUGCUGAAAAUACUAACUGAUGUGCAGGUUGGAAUCCUAAUCUGAAUUGAACUUGGAUUUGGUGCAAAUUUCCUUUGAUUUCUUGCUCCAGUUGGACUUAAAUUUAGUUGGGUUGGUUUUCUCUUGAAUUCAUUCUUGGCUGGAUGUAAGAUGACUUGAUUCAAUUGGCCUAGCCCCACUUUGCAUAUAAAGCCCUUGUAGAUUAAUCUAAAAUCUUCUCAUUCCUUCAAAGCACAAAUGAAUAGAUAAAUAUAAAUAAAAAUCAAAUCAAAUCAAAAGAAAUAAAGGAAAACUAACAAUUUUAAUAAAUAAGAGGAUAAUAAAAAUCAUGUAAAAAUUACACUUAUCAAUAUUGAUGGAGAAUUCCAAGUGGAUAUGAUACUCCAGUCACUACCAGAAUCAUUCAAGGAAUUCAGACUUAAUUAUAAUAUGAACAAAAAGAUUUAUUCUUUGUCUGAAUUAGUGAAUGCAUUGGUAGUGAUGGAAGGCAUUCUUGGUACUUCUAAUGUUAAUGCUAAUUUGGUUAAAGCUUCUACUUUUCAACCUAAGUCGAAAGGCAAGGGUAAGAAGAAGAAGAAGAAGGACUUCACUAAGGAAGAUGGAAAACAAAUUGCCUUAGGGGUUGCCAACAAAGGAAAGAAGAUCAAAGGAAAGUGUUUCCAUUGUGGUGAGAAAGGACAUUGGAAGAGGAAUUGUCCAAAAUUCAAGGCCACCAAUAAUAAGGGGGUUCCAGGAGGCCAAAAAGCUUAAUGAAGGGGAAUUGUUUCUUACUUUGGUUGAUGGGAGCAGGAUUCCGGUUGUAGCUGUUGGAGUGUUAAUUUAUGCUUUGAGUUUAGGGUUUUAAUAUUGA
This is a messenger RNA of Quercus robur (English oak), 1740 nucleotides long. RefSeq lists its product as uncharacterized. The record is from RefSeq and is a predicted model, not a curated record. Gene Ontology annotation, molecular function: nucleic acid binding; zinc ion binding. Bases 1266 to 1640 code for a protein of 124 amino acids. Lineage: Eukaryota; Viridiplantae; Streptophyta; Magnoliopsida; Fagales; Fagaceae. The transcript is spliced from 2 exons.